Messenger RNA from Anguilla rostrata (American eel), 3176 nucleotides. RefSeq names its product CSC1-like protein 2. Bases 607 to 3129 code for a protein of 840 amino acids. The transcript has 23 exons. Gene Ontology annotation, cellular component: plasma membrane. Lineage: Eukaryota; Metazoa; Chordata; Actinopteri; Anguilliformes; Anguillidae. The record is from RefSeq and is a predicted model, not a curated record. Gene Ontology annotation, molecular function: nucleic acid binding; calcium-activated cation channel activity.
AGUGAAAUUAGGGACAGAGUAUUAUUGCCUGUUGGUGUUGAAAUGUUGGCGCAGCGCAGCGCAGCUACGCAGAAUUGAAUUCACAUCAUUGUAUCCUAGCGGAGACCUGUCACGCCUAUAGACAAUGUCCCAGCCAAAAUGUAUUUGCGGUCUUUGUUAGCGAACAGCUAGCUAGCUGACUGCUAGCGUAGUGUUUAUUAAUAAGACACAAUGCUAGCGUGCCUGAUGCAUCACCCAUUACAUGUACUGUAUCCUAAAUGCAGCUGUAGUUUAAACCGAUAAGUGAAUUAAUUUUGUGGGAAAUUAAUCGAAUUGGUUGGCUAGACAGUGCACCCAAUUUUUCCUGUCUGGCUGGAGUGCUGCGAUUAUAACGCAGCUAACUGCAAGCAAGCUAUUGAUCUCUCAGGAUUUCAUUCAUUCAUUCAUUCAUUCAUUUGUGUAGCCGAAUAUUUUUUUGUUUUGGAUGUAGGACAGGCCUACAAUAAUGAAUCUGAAAAGCGACGAAACUGGGUUCCAGAUGUUUAGAAACUAGCAUGGCAAGAAAUUUUUAGAGGAAUUGUGACGAUCUACUGUAGCGCUGCGGUCCGGACCAUCGGGUGCUCCAGAAUGCGCAGUGGAUCCCUAGUAAGGCAGCGCUGUGGGAGGAUCAUCACGCAGCUCAGCGGUCCUCAGAAUGUGGAAGUGAAGAUGCUGUGCGUGUUUGUGCUGAUGAUGGGCUUGUUUCGGGCUCAGGCUCGGACCGGCCCAGACAACAGCUCCAAUGGGUCCAGAGAUUACUGCUACAGCGCCCGCAUCCGGAGCACGGUGCUGCAGGGCCUACCUUUCGGGGGGGUCCCCACUGUCCUCGCCCUCGACUUCAUGUGCUUCCUGGUCCUCCUCUUCGUGUUCUCCAUCCUGCGGAAGGUGGCCUGGGACUAUGGCCGCUUGGCCCUGGUGACGGAUGCAGACAGACAGAAGCAGCGGCUCAGCGGACUGGAGGAGAGGGAAUAUGUGGCUUCGGCUCUGCACUCCGAGGCACCUGACCGCUACGAGCGACUCACCUCCGUCUCCAGCUCUGUGGACUUCGACCAAAGAGACAACGGCUUCUGUUCCUGGCUAACUGCCAUCUUCAGGAUAAAGGAUGAGGAGAUUCGGGAGAAGUGUGGGGAGGACGCUGUGCACUACCUGUCCUUCCAGCGCCACAUCAUCGGCCUGCUGGUGGUGGUGGGCGUGCUCUCCGUGGGGAUCGUCCUGCCCGUCAACUUCUCUGGAGAUCUGCUGGAAAACAAUGCAUACAGCUUUGGAAGAACAACUAUAGCAAACCUGAAAUCGGGGAACAACCUGCUGUGGCUGCACACCUCCUUUGCGUUCAUGUACCUCCUGCUGACCGUCUACAGCAUGAGGAGACACACCUCCAAGAUGCACUACAAGGAGGACGACCUGGUGAAGCGCACUUUGUUCAUAAAUGGAAUCUCCAAAUACGCUGAAGAAGCUCACAUAAAGCAGCACUUUGAACAGGCCUAUGAGAACUGCACAGUCCUGGAGGCACGCGUCUGCUACAACGUGGCCAAGCUGAUGUCCCUGAACGCCGAGAGGAAGAAGGCAGAACGCAGUAAGAAGUUCUUCACAGACCUCAUGGCGAAGGAGCACAUCCCCACCAUGAUCAACCCCAAACCCUGCGGCCACCUCUGCUGCUGCAUCAUCAAAGGCUGUGAGGAGGAGGAGGCUGUGAAUUACUACACCAACCUGGAGUCCAAGCUGAAGGAGGAGUACCGCAAGGAGAAGGAGAAAGUCAACACCAAACCCCUGGGCAUGGCCUUCGUCACCUUCCAGAACGAGGCCAUGACAGCAAUAAUCCUGAAGGACUUUAAUGCGUGUCAGUGGCAGGGCUGCUACUGCCAGCAGGACCCCAAAACCUCGCAGUUCAGCGACAGCCUGCACGUGUGCAACUGGAGCGUGAGCUACGCCCCCGACCCACAGAACGUGCGCUGGGAGCACCUGUCUCUGGGGGGACUACGCUGGUGGCUGCGUUGCUUCAUCAUCAACUGCAUCCUCUUCCUCUUGCUCUUCUUCCUCACCACUCCCGCCAUCAUUAUCUCCACCAUGGACAAGUUCAACGUGACCAAGCCAGUGGAGUAUCUGAACAACCCCAUCAUUACUCAGUUCUUCCCCACCCUGCUCCUGUGGGCGUUCUCUGCGCUGCUGCCCACCAUUGUGUAUUACUCCGGCUUCUUCGAGGCUCACUGGACCAGGUCAGGUGAGAACAGGACCACCAUGCAUAAGUGCUACACCUUCCUGAUCUUCAUGGUGCUGCUGCUCCCAUCGCUGGGCCUCAGCAGCUUGGAUGUUUUCUUCCGCUGGCUGUUCGAUAAGAAAUUCUUGGACGAUGCCACUGUCAGAUUUGAGUGCGUCUUCCUCCCUGAUAACGGAGCCUUCUUUGUGAACUACGUCAUCGCGUCGGCGUUUAUCGGGAACGCCAUGGACCUGCUGCGGAUCCCGGGGCUGCUCAUGUACAUGAUCCGGCUGUGCCUGGCCCGCUCUGUCGCCGAGCGACGCAAUGUCAAACGGCACCAAGCAUAUGAGUUCCAGUUUGGAGCGGCCUACGCCUGGAUGAUGUGUGUUUUCACCGUGGUCAUGACCUACAGCAUCACCUGCCCCAUUAUCGUCCCCUUCGGGCUGAUGUACAUGCUGCUGAAGCACCUGGUAGACAGGUACAACAUGUACUACGCCUACCUGCCCUCCAAGCUGGACAAGAAAAUUCACUCCGGCGCAGUCAACCAGGUGGUGGCCGCGCCCAUUCUGUGCCUGUUCUGGCUGCUCUUCUUCUCCACCAUGCGCACAGGUUUUGUUGCGCCCACGUCCAUGUUCACGUUUGUGGUGCUGAUCAUAACGAUCGUGGUGUGUCUGUCGCACGUCUGCUUCGGCCAUUUUAAAUACCUCAGCGCUCACAACUACAAGGUACGAGUCUCUGUGCCUCAGAUCGACGCCAAGGAUGCUGAUGUGGUGGAAAAUGGCCGCCCGGCGCGAUCCUCACCCUCCAACAAGUCACAAGUAAGGAGGCAGUCUUCUGUGAGCUCAUCUGCCUCCCCUUCAUUUCCACUUAAUAUUCCCACCAUAGCGCAGUCAACCGUGUUCUUAAUCCUGCCGUAGCGCAGUGCGCUGUGUUCUUAAUCCUGCCGUAGUGCAGUGCGCUGUGU